This is a messenger RNA of Rodentolepis nana, 543 nucleotides long. NCBI's taxonomy places the organism in Eukaryota, Metazoa, Platyhelminthes, Cestoda, Cyclophyllidea, Hymenolepididae. The record is from the annotation of a GenBank genome assembly.
GAACCUGGAGUGAACAUUCAAUUUGAAGGACACCACCAAGCUCCAGUGACAGCCAUUGCAGUUCCGAACGCAGAGGAUCCCCUGAAUGAUGGAAACAUCUACCUUACAACUUCAAUGGACUGCACAGCGAAGCUCUGGUCCCGAACUGAACGUCUUCCACUUGUCUCCUUUGAGGAGCGCUCUGAUUAUAUCCUCAAUUGCGAUUGGUCACCCUCACAUCCCGCUCUCUUUGCAACAGUUGACCUCGGUGGUCAUCUUGAUAUCUGGAAUCUUAUUAUGAAUAGUGAAGUGCCAACAGCCUCAACAAUCCUAAACAAUGAAGCUUCACCCAACUGUUGCAAAUUUGAAAAGAAGGGCUCCCAUAUUGCCGUCGGCGAUGACAGUGGACGAACUCGAAUUUUCGCCAUUAAUGACAAAAUUGCACUGGCCAGGGGUGAAGAAUGGACGGUGUUCGAGCAGCAGUUACGCCAACUCAAAGAUGCAGCUGUACGUGAACAGAAAACUGAUUCUCUUAUGCGUGACUUUGCUUUCUCCGACAUUUAA